Phasianus colchicus (ring-necked pheasant) is the source of this 10514-nucleotide messenger RNA. It is a transcript of the gene VWF, whose product is annotated as von Willebrand factor. The record is from RefSeq and is a predicted model, not a curated record. Gene Ontology annotation, cellular component: extracellular matrix. Gene Ontology annotation, molecular function: protein binding. Lineage: Eukaryota; Metazoa; Chordata; Aves; Galliformes; Phasianidae. Gene Ontology annotation, biological process: cell-substrate adhesion; blood coagulation.
UUCAAAGUCACUUCAGUCCCCUCUGUUGAGGGAACUAUGGUGGUAUAAGCUAAAGGUGGCAACUGGAGGAGCUUCUUUUUCAUGCACAAGAGGAGUUUCACAUAGAAGAAGAUGCUCCUCUUGGCAGUGCUGACAGAGCUACUGCUGGUCACUGUAGCAACAGGACCCUCAGGUUCUUUUCUUCAGGAGUCAUCAGUUUCCCGUUGCAGCCUUUUUGGGAAUGAUCACAUCAAAACCUUUGAUGGUUCUUUCUACAGUUUUGCUGGGGACUGCAGUUACCUCCUUGCUGGUGACUGUCACAAACGCUCCUUCACACUCUUGGGUAACUACAAGGAUGGGGAGAAAAUCGGUUUCUCUGUGUAUCUUGGAGAAUAUUUCAACCUUCGUUUCUUGUUGGAUGGAAAUGUAACACAGGGAGACAAAAGAGUUUCCAUACCUUUUGCUUCUAAUGGCAUAUUUAUAGAGAAGGAGGCGGGUUAUUAUAAAAUAUCCAGCAGUGAUUAUGGCUUUGUGGUGAAGAUUGAUAUCAGUGGGAAUAUUCAGAUAUUCCUUCAAGAAAAGUACUAUAAUAAGACCUGUGGGCUGUGUGGGAACUUCAAUAAAUUUGCUGAAGAUGACUUCAGAACUCAGGAAGGGAGCCUUGUGGGAAACAGCUAUGAUUUUGCAAACUCUUGGGCAUUGCGCAGUGAAAAUAAGUUGUGCAAGAGAGUGCAGGCUCCAAGCAGCAUGUGCAACGCUUCAUCUGAUGCAGAGAAGGAUGUCAUGGAAACCUGUGAGCUGCUAAAAACAUCUUUAACCUUUGCACGGUGCCAUCAUCUAGUGGAUCCAGAGCCAUACAUUCAUCUCUGUGAAAAAGACAUCUGUUCCUCUACCUACAGCAUGAAUUGUCACUGCUUAGUGUUUCUUGAUUACGCAAGGAACUGUGCUCAUGAAGGAGUGAUUUUGGAUGGGUGGCCUGAAGAGAGCUCAUGCAAGCCAAGAUGUCCAGUUGGCAUGGAGUAUAAGACAUGUAUAUCUCCUUGUGCUAAAACCUGCCAGAGCCUGGAUAUCAAUGAAGUGUGUCAUGGGCAAUGCGUUGAUGGCUGCAGCUGCCCUGAGGGGAAGCUCCUUGAUGGUGAACAUUGUGUUGAAAGCUCUGACUGUUCUUGCAUCCACUCUGGAAGACGUUAUCCUCCUGGCUUCACCAUCUUUCAGGACUGUAACUCAUGCAUUUGUCGGCAUGGCAUCUGGAUCUGCAGUAAUGGGGAAUGCCCAGGGGAGUGCUCUAUCACUGGCCAAUCUCAUUUCAAAAGCUUCGACAACAAGCACUUCACCUUCAGUGGGAUUUGCCAGUACUUAUUUGCCAAAGACUGUGUGGAAAACUCAUUUUCUGUUAUCAUCGAGACUGUCCAGUGUGCAGAUGAUCCUGAUGCUGUGUGCACUCGCUCUGCUUCUGUCCGAAUCCGAGAUAUGGACAACAGCCUAAUAAAAAUGAAACAUGGAGGAGGAAUUUCACUGAAUGGACAAGACAUACAGACCCCUUUGUUACAAGGUGCCCUUCGGAUCCAGCGUGUGGUGAGGACUUCAGUUCGCCUUACCUAUGGGGAAGAUUUGCAGAUUGAUUGGGAUGGCCGUGGUGAACUGCUGGUGAAGGUAUCUCUAAUAUAUACUGAAAGGAUGUGCGGCCUGUGUGGAAAUUACAAUGGUAACCAAGGGGAUGAUUUUCUUACUCCUUCUGGCUUGGUGGAAGUUCUUCUGGAAGAUUUUGGAAACUCUUGGAAACUCAGUGCAGACUGUCAAGACUUGUUAAAACAAGACAAUGACCCCUGCAAUCUCAAUCCUCAUUUAGCCAAAUACGCUGAGGAAUCCUGCUCCAUUUUGAUAUCUUCUGUUUUUGAACCCUGUCACCAUGAAGUCAGUCCUACUCCCUAUGUGAAGAACUGCCAUUUUGAUGUUUGCUCUUGCUUCAGUGGCAAGGAUUGCUUGUGCUCCUCUAUUACUAACUAUGCAACAGCCUGUGCUAGGAAGAAUGUUGUGGUCCAGUGGAGAGCACCUGAUUUCUGCCCAAUGACCUGUCCUGAAGGCCAAGUUUACCAGCAGUGUGGGACACUGUGCAACCAGACAUGCCGAUCUCUGUCCUUCCCAGACGAGAACUGUGAUGAAUUCUGCAUGGAAGGCUGUUACUGCCCACCUGGGCAUUACCUAGAUGAGAGUGAGGAGUGUGUACCAAAGUCCCAGUGCUCUUGUUACUAUGAUGGUGAGAUCUUCCAGCCAGAAGAUAUCUUUUCGGAUCAUUAUACUAUGUGCUAUUGUGAAGAUGGUUUCAUGCACUGCAGUAAAAGUAGAGCUCCUGGUGCCUUAUUGCCAGAUGUUUUUGCUGAUGAGAAGCCUUCUGCCAGAAUAAAAAGGAGCUUGACAUGCAGAUCACCCAUGGUAACACUUAUCUGUCCUGAAAAUAACCCAAGAGCUAAAGGGUUGGAGUGUGCCAAGACUUGCCAGAAUUUUGACCUGGAAUGCAUCAGCCAUGGCUGUGUAUCUGGAUGCGUGUGUCCGAAAGGGAUGGUGCGACAUGAGAACAAAUGUGUUGCUCCUGACAGAUGCCCGUGUUUUCACAAUGGAAGAGAAUAUACCAAGGGAGAGACAGUGACUAAGGACUGCAACACCUGUGUCUGUCAUGGUCGAAAGUGGGAAUGCACCAAAAAUAUCUGUGAUGGUACCUGCACUGUUAUUGGUGCAGCUCAUUAUUUGACAUUUGAUGGAAUGAAAUACAAGUUUCCAGGAGAAUGUCAGUAUGUAUUAGUUCAGGAUUUCUGCAAGAAUAACUCUGGGACAUUCCGGAUACUGAUUUCAAAUGAAGGGUGCAGCUUCACUGGUGAAAAGUGUACCAAAAGGGUUAUCAUUUUGUAUAAAGGUGGAGAAAUAGAGUUGCUUAAUGGAAAUGUAAACAUUAAGGUAUCUCCUAAAGACAGCAGUGACUUAGAAGUCAUGAAGUCUGGCCGUUAUUACAUCAUUUUACUGAGCAAAAGCAUCACUGUGACAUGGGAUCUUGCUAUGGGAGUCUCAGUUAUCUUAAAAGCCACUUUCAAUGAUCAAGUGUGUGGUCUAUGUGGAAAUUUUGAUGGAAUCCAGAAUAAUGAUUUAACCAGCAGCAAUGAACAUCUUGAAGUGGAUCCAGUUGACUUUGGAAACUCUUGGAAAGUUAAUACGUAUUGUGCUGAUGUCGAAAAGUUCAACUGGGAACAGGCCCUGGUGUCUCCACUGUGUAAUGACAACGUCUUGAAGCAGGUGAUGGUAGAAACAUCAUGCAACAUUCUGUCUGGAGGUCUCUUUGAAGAAUGCAAAAAACUUGUGAAUCCUGAGCCAUACAUAGAUAUUUGCAUGUAUGACACUUGUGCCUGUGAAUCUAUUGGAGACUGUGCUUGUUUCUGUGAUGCUAUAGCAGCCUAUGCACAUGUCUGUGCACAAAAAGGUGUUACUGUUCACUGGAGAUCACGAGAUCUGUGCCCACAAAGCUGUGAGAACCUAAAUAAACAAGAUUUAGAUAAUCAAUGUGAAUGGAGAUACAAUAGCUGUGGACCUGCUUGUCCUAUAACAUGCCAACACGCAGAACCUUUGAAGUGCCCUUUACAGUGUGUAGAAGGAUGCCAUGUUCACUGUCCUGCAGGGAAAAUACUUGAUGAACUGUCCCUGGAUUGUGUCAGUCCAGAAGACUGUCCAGUGUGUGCAGUUGGAGAUGUCAAGAUCCCACAUGGAAGGAGAGUAGUUUUGAGCAGAGAUCAUCCGCAGCACUGUCAAUCUUGUCUGUGUGAAGGGAAGAAUUUAACCUGUGUGUCCUGUGAACCAGUGGAAGAAAUCCUAACACUAACAACGCCUGCUCCAGAGGAGGACAGAGAACUUGCACCUAGUGAAUAUUCAUGCAGCAAGAUGAUGGACUUGGCCUUUCUAGUGGAUGGCUCCAAUAAACUGUCAGAGACGGACUUUGAACAGCUGAAGACUUUCAUAACUGGAAUGAUGAACAAACUCCACAUCUCUCAAAAGAAAAUCCGAGUGUCAAUUCUGGUAUACAGGGCUGGGCCUACAAUCUACCUUGGCCUUAAAGAUAUCAAAACACAGUCCCAGAUGAAAAAAAUUGUCCAAAGCAUAAAAUACACAGGUGAUGAAGUAGCAUCUGUUGCUGAAGUCCUUAAAUACAUUGUGUUUCAAGUGUUUGGAAAAGCAGAAAGGACUAAUGCUGCCCAAAUUGCGAUGCUAUUUCUAGCAAGCAAGUCUCCAGGAAAAGUCCGCACCAUCAUCCCAGCCUUGAAGAAUAAAAAAAUUACAGUUAUACCUGUGGGAAUUGGACCAUAUUUUAAUGUGGAACAAAUCAGAUUCAUUGAAAAGCAGUUACAUACUAGAUCCUUCCAAAUGAAUAAUGUGUUGGAGCUAAUGGAUAACAGAGAUCUCCUAAUCGAUUAUCUGUGUGAUCUUGGGCCUGCAGAAAGUUCUCCUGUGCCCACUCCAACAAUGUUUGAUGACAUAUUUACCCAGAGGGUGCUUACAGCACCACCACACUUCUCAGAAAAUACCACUACAAAAAGUCUGGACAUUGCUUUUGUUGUUGAAGGAUCUGACAAUGUAGGACAGGAAAAUUUCAAUAUCAUCAAGAAGUUCCUUGAGAAGGUGCUCACAGAAAUGAAUAUAGGACAAGAAAAUAUUCAUGUUACUGUCAUGCAGUAUUCAGACACUAUCACUCUGGAAUAUUCCUUUAGGGAAAUACAGUCUAAAGAAAGUAUUAUUGAGAAAGUGAGGAGUAUACCCUACCAAGGAGGGAAGGCCACCAACACUGGGCAUGCCCUUGACUAUAUUUCCAAACAUACAUUUACAUCAGCAAAUGGGGGCAGGCAGAAUGUGCCUCACUUGGUAUAUAUGGUGUCAUCCAAUCCUUCCACUGAUGUUAUAACACGACAUCCUACGAGUAUAAAUGUUAUUCCCAUAGGCAUAACUCCCAGUGCAAAUGUCCAUGAGCUUAGAAUGAUCAGUCAGCCUAAUAGACCAAUAAUCUUACGAAGUUACAGCACACUUAUUGAAGAAGCACCUGAAUUAGUGUUGCAGUCAUGCUGCUCUCAUAAAGCUUGGACAGAAAUACCAGAGUUGUGCAACAAACCUAUGGAUGUCAUGUUUCUUCUGGAUGGAAGUCCCAAUAUUGGAGCAUCAGAGUUUGAGGAAAUGAAAAACUUUGUACAGGCAUUUAUUGAAAGUGCUGAUAUCAGCAAUACAUCAGUUCAUGUGUCUGUUCUCCAGUAUGCCAGGGAAAAUAAUCUAGAAAUUUCACUGAACAAGCCUCAGGAGACUGAAAAUCUCAUCAAGAUGGUGCACUCAAUUAAACAGAGGGAACAAGGUCCUACCAGACUGGGCAAAGCCAUUGACUUUGCAGUUCAGAACGCGUUGUCAGAAUCCUAUGGAGGGAGACCCAAUGCAUCAAAGAUGAUAAUAGUCAUUGUGUCAGGGAAAUCAGAAGACACCAUGGAGACUGCUGCACUCACUGCAAGAAUGAACAAGGUGUCCCUGUUUCCUAUUGGAGUUGGUAAUGGAUAUGAUGAACAACAACUCAGGACUUUGACUGGGCCAUUGGCUGUUAAUAGAAUCAUGAAACUCAAGAAUUUUGAAGACUUAUCCAGUACGGUCACAUUGAAUAGUGAAUUUAUCAAUAAAGUGUGCAUGGACCCUGUCAGAGAAUGUAUAGAUGAAGAUGGAAACAAAAAGGAACCUGGUGACAAAUGGACAUUACUAGAUCAGUGCCACACUGUGACGUGCUUCCCGGGUAAUUACACGGUUUUGGAGAGUCACCAAAUUAAUUGUGAGAGGAUGCCAAAACCUGUGUGUCACAGCAAUCUUCCGGCUGUUAAGGUUGAAGAGACUUGUGGCUGCCGAUGGAUGUGUCCGUGUGUCUGUAUGGGAAGUUCAUCUCGACAUAUUGUCACUUUUGAUGGGCGUAAUUUUAAGCUCACCAGCAAUUGCUCCUACACCUUGUUUCAGCAUAUACAAGAUGAUGUUGAAGUUCUUCUCCAUGAAGGACCGUGCAGAGCUAUACCAAAGAUGAACUGUAUGGAUGCUAUUGAAGUGAAACAUCGUGGUGUAUCCAUUCAGCUCUUCAGUAAUAUGACAGUGGCUGUUGACGGUGAAAACAUUCAUAUUCCCUACUCAAGCAGUUUGUUUGAAGUCACUGUCUAUGGAGCAAUAAUGCACGAAAUCAAGUUCUCCCAUCUUUGCCAUAAUCUCACAUUUACUCCAAGAAAUAACGAAUUUAUUCUUAAACUUAAUCCAAAGAGCUUUUCUUCAGAAACACAAGGGCUUUGUGGAGUGUGUGACCAGAACCAUGCCAAUGACUUCAUGUUACGUGACGGCACGGUUAUUGCUAACAGUGAUGCGUUUAUUCAAGAAUGGACAGUGAAAGAGAUGGGGAAGGUCUGUGAAAUCCAGAGAGAAGAAGAGUGCUCUGAGCAUGCCACCAGUCAUUGCCACCUUCUGCUCUCUGAUCAGUUUUCAGCAUGCCACAGGAUAAUACCCCCAGACAUGUUCUUUGACGCCUGUGAAGAGAGCAGCUGCUAUGAGGAAGAAGCCUGUGAGAUGAUAACUUCUUAUGCUCACAUCUGCAGAGAAAAUGGGAUCUGCAUAGACUGGAGAACACCUGAGUUCUGUCCAAUGAAGUGUCCUGCAUAUUUGAUAUAUGAUCACUGUCACAAAGCUUGCAUAAAGAUCUGUGAGAAUAGUACCAGUCUCAGUGUCUGCAAAGAUUAUCCCACAGAGGGCUGCUUCUGUCCAAAUGGGCAGGUGGUUUUCAAUGACAGCUGUGUUGGUGAAGAAGUUUGCACACAAUGCACCAGUGAAGAUGGCACGCACCAUCAGCACAUGGAAAUAUGGAUUCCUUCCAGUGAGCCUUGCAAGAUCUGUACAUGUCUUGACAACAGAGAAGUAAACUGCACUCUUCGACCUUGCACUACUACCAAAACUGUGCAGUGUGGCCCCUGUGAAGUUCCUCGUCUGCGCAGGGACCCUAACCAGUGCUGCCCUGUGUAUGAGUGUGUCUGUGAUCUAGUUUCUUGUGAUUUGCCUCCUGUCCCUGACUGUGAGUUUGGCCUACAGCUUGCUCUGAUUAACCCUGGAGAAUGCAGACCGAAUUAUACAUGUGCUUGUAACAAAGAAGCGUGUAGUUUAGUUCAAAGACCUUUUUGCCCACCCCAUCGGGAGCUGACUGUUAAGAAGACGGAGUGCUGUGACAAAUAUGAGUGUACCUGCAGCUGCAGUAACUCAACAGUGAGCUGUCCUCUUGGGUAUUUAUCCAGAUCUCUCACCAAUGACUGUGGCUGCGUAUCUACUACUUGUGUUCCAGACAUGGUGUGUGUGCACAACAACGUUGUCUACCCCAUUGGGAAAACCUGGAAAAAUGGUUGCAAGGAAUGUUCUUGCACUAGUAUGAAAGAUGAUAUUACAGGAUUUCAGAUGAUGGAAUGUCAUGACAAAAUAUGUAACACAUUCUGCUCUCGGGGAUAUAACUAUAUUGUUCAAGACGGGGAGUGCUGUGGGCGCUGCCAGAAAACUGCCUGUGAAGAGCAACCAUUCUGGUCUCGGGGUGAUGCAGAUCCUCGUUUAUAUGAGGUUGGCACGGAGUGGCAAUCCCCCUUCAAUAAGUGCAUAAUUAAUGAGUGCGUCCGAGUGAAUGAUGAGGUUUUUGUGCAGAAAAAGAAUCUGUCCUGCUCUCAGAUGGAUGUACCUGACUGUCCAGAUGGAACUGAAUUACGCUGCGACCAAGUAAUAGACUGCUGUCCUACGUGCAGAUGUGUACCCGUGAAUGGUUGUCCUUUGAAUGGCACUGUUAUUGGGCCAUGGAAACGCAUGAUGGUGGAUCAAUGCACAACAUGCAUCUGCUCCCUCCAGUCAGUGUCUUCUCGGAGAUACAGUCUCACAUGUACAAAAUUCAGCUGUGAACCGUGCCCAACAAAUUACAGAAGGCAGGAAGUUUCUGGUUCUUGCUGUGGAAAAUGUGUGCCAACUUCAUGUGGCAUCAGACUGAGAGAUGGAAGGUUUCAGUACCUUCGGCCAAAUGAAUCACUUCAGGAUGGCUGUGAUAGUCACUUCUGUAAAAUAAAUGAGAAAGGGGAUUUUAUCUGGGAAAGGAGAAUCACUGGCUGUCCUCCAUUUGAUCCCAGAAGAUGUUUGGCUGAAGGUGGGAGAAUUGCAAAACUAGGCAAUACCUGCUGUGACACAUGUGUGGAAGAGGAAUGUCGACCAGUAAGUACCAGACUGCACUAUAAGAACGUCAAUGGAUGUGUGGGUGAAAAGGAAGUGCCUAUUUCUCAUUGUGAGGGUAAAUGUAGAAGCAAUACAAGAUAUUCCAUUCAGACAGAGAAAUGGGAAGAUACGUGCAGCUGCUGUACAGCCAUACAAACAACAACAGUUACCAUCCCACUCCACUGUCCCAAUGGCACAGUGGUACAGCAUUACAUCCCUUCUGCCUCUCAAUGUGAAUGCAGCUUGCGGAAGUGUACAGAGUGAAUAUUUUGAAGAAGCUCAAUGGUUUAAUCUUGAGUUUUAUGAUGAAGAACUUUACAAAGCAAGUCUCAUUUCCUCUCUGUAGCCAAUCUUAUCCAGUAGAAUUCUAAUUAAUUGUAUCAACAUAGCAAACAAUAAAACUUACUAGCACAACAGAAUAGUAUUUUCUGACUGUUACUGCUGUAGAAGUAAUAGACGUUACAUUGUUCCUUCAUAUUCAUAUAGAAAGUUAUUCUCAUUAAUACAAGAAAAUACCACAGUAACUGAAACAGUUGUUCCUACCCGAAGAACGUAACACAAAGCAUUUAGCGUUGUCUUUGAAGACGUUACACUUGCUUUCCCCACUUUAGACCUUAGCCACAAAUAGUAUGUAUUUCAUUUUUUGCUCUUAAUUCUCCCAUCCGGUCAGUGAGUACAGUGAUUAUUGUGCGAGACUUCACAGUAAGGGGGAGAUGUUCUUGAUACAGAAACAAUGUUGAUUAUGUCUCAGGCAAUCAAAUAUGUCUGCAAUACAAAUAUAUUUUUCUCCUUUAUCUGAACGCAGAGAAAUUAUGUGCUAAGUACUUAUGUACUGUAUGCAAAUCCUCAGUACCUGAGAAUGGGGCUGAGAGACAGCUCUUAACUAUCUACUUCAGUACUUCUACAGACCAGCCUGAAGAAAAAGCUCAUCAGUUAUCUCCCUUUAUUCCAGAUACUAGAAUUUCAUCUGUUGCAUUAGCUAAAAAAGUUAUUUCAAAUGUGAAAUUGUCAGGGGCAGGUUUAAGUUAUUGCUCCCAGAGAAAAAAAAUAACUAGAUUUAAAUGUCAUUUGAUCUAGUCACAGAAGAAAAAAUAUUUUCCAGAGAGUGAUUUCUGAUGGAAUUUAGUGCCAGUGAAGGACCUUUAUUGAGAAAUACUGACUUAAAAAUAAAAGUAUAGAAGAGGGAACUGUUCAUUUCAUUUGCAUUUUUGAAAGACAAGAAAUAUUUCAACUUGUUUUUGAACCAAGCUAACUUCUUUAAAAUUAGCUGGGAGGCUGGGGGAGCGUUUUGAAAAAAGCCAAAAUAUCCACAUUUUUGUGAUGACAUUAGUAAAGCUUGUAAAUAGACUGUGGGUUCAAAAGCAUAGUUUCUCCAGUUCUACAAGAAGUGUUCUUGAAAUAAUGGAAAGGUUGUACAGUCCUGAAGGAUAAGAGUGCUUCUGAGAAGUCUAGCUGAAAUGGUCAGGAAAUCAGGUUCAAAAUCACAGACCAAAAUAUGCAUCAAAAACAUAAAAUAACAUCCUUGUUAGGAAACUUAGAAAGUGUGGGAUGAUGAGUGAGCUGGAAUAAGAACUGGCUGAGUUGUGAUUAGUAGCACAGAGUCUGAGUAGGGGCCUAUAACACUGGUGUUCUCCGGAGGGAUCAUUGCUGGGUCUGGUCUUGUUUGAUGUCUUCAUUAAUGACCUGGAUGAAGGGAUAGAAUCUACCCUCAGCAAUUUUGUGGACGAUAUAAAGCUGUGAGAAGCUGUGCUGUCUUUCAACGAGACCUAGAUUGACUGGAGAGUUGGAUGGAAUGAUACCUGAUGAUGAUCAGUAAGAGCAAUUGUGGAGUCUUGCACCUGGGGAGGAAUAACUGCAUGCAUCAAUACAGGUGGAGAGGAGGUCUGCAGAGAAAGACCUAGGGGUCCUGGUGGACAACAGGAUGGCCAGCAGUGUGCCCUUGUCAGUGGUAAAAACAGUGUGGCUGGCAUGUUGAGGGAGGUGAUCCUCUUCAUCUACUCUGGCCUGGCAAGGCCACAUGUGGAAUAUUGUGCCCAGCCCUGGGCAUCCCAGUUCAAUGAAGAUGAGGAUCAUCUAGAAAGAGUCCAGUGGAAGGCCACAGGGAUGAUUAAGAUCUUGGAGCCUCUCUCUAACGAGGAAAGGCUGAGUCUGGGUCUCUUCAGUCUGGAGAAGAGAAAGCUGAGAGGGGAUCUCAUAGCUUUUUAUAAAUACCUUAAGUGUGGGAGUUGGGGACAGAUUCUUUUCAGUGGCAAACAUCAAUAGAUAAA